Molecule: messenger RNA, 5622 nt
Organism: Polypterus senegalus (gray bichir)
Lineage: Eukaryota; Metazoa; Chordata; Cladistia; Polypteriformes; Polypteridae
Gene: lrrc7
Product: leucine rich repeat containing 7
Exons: 29
Coding region: 805-5496 (1563 amino acids)
Biological process (GO): neurotransmitter receptor transport, endosome to postsynaptic membrane; neurotransmitter receptor transport postsynaptic membrane to endosome
Cellular component (GO): postsynaptic density; postsynaptic membrane; adherens junction
Molecular function (GO): protein binding
Source: RefSeq, a predicted model, not a curated record
UCUCUCUCUCUCGCUCUCUCGCUCGCUUUCCGUUCACAUUCAAAGGGCAGCACUGCUCGUAGCAUCUGUGAGGAGCUAAAGAUUCCCAUCUUUCCCAACUGCAUCAUGAUGCAUUUGGCAGGAUUAGGAACAACCUUAUUUGACGGCAUCAUCUAUAACGAUGGAGACAAUUGUGUGGCCCCGUGAGACACAGUCUGUGAAGGCUGCACACUAAAACAACUACAAUACAGGGAGACACCUAGCUAGUCCUUACCUCUCAUCUCACACUCAUUCCACUGGAUUGCUUGUCCUCCUUGUGAGUCGGGAGAUUUUCUCCGUGAACAGAAGCACUCUUGUGGAUUAAGGAAAGAAAAAAAAAAAAAAAAAGGAUUAAGAACAAAAGGGAAAAAGAGAAAGAGAGAGAGACAGCAUCUUUAUAAAAACAGUUGGGUUUCUUUUCCUACUCAGGGGCUCUCCCAGAAUUGGGGUGAGGGGUUUGGCUUUUUCAUUUUUUCCCUUUCAUGUGUAGAGUUCGAUCAGCAUGUCCUGCAUUGUGAUCUUGUCAGAGAUUCUUACGAUGAGCACUGCUACAAGGAUGGCUGCAACAUGGCUUUGUGCUCUCGGAAUUUUUACCACUCAGUAGACUGGAGCAGCCAUCGAAUUUGGUUUGGAAUUACAAUUGCUGCUGAUUAUUUGGAAAGAGAAAGCAGGAAUGGACAAUUACUCGAGCCUUCAGUCAAACCAUCUUCAAGGACCCUGGCAAUAACACGCUGCCAACCGCAAUGCUCACUAAUCGGCUGUGCCGCACAGUGAAGGUACAAUAAAAUGCAGUGUCUGGAAAUGACGACCAAAAGGAAGAUCAUUGGGCGUCUGGUACCCUGCCGAUGCUUCCGGGGUGAAGAGGAGGUAAUCUCAGUCCUGGACUACUCCCACUGCAGCCUCCAACAGGUGCCAAAGGAGAUCUUCAGUUUUGAACGCACUCUAGAGGAACUUUAUCUGGAUGCUAAUCAGAUUGAAGAGCUGCCCAAGCAAUUGUUCAACUGCCAAGCACUGCGAAAACUGAGUAUGCCUGACAAUGAUCUUUCCAACCUGCCAACAACCAUUGCCAGCCUUGUGAACCUUAAGGAGCUCGACAUUAGUAAAAAUGGUAUUCAAGAGUUUCCAGACAACAUUAAAUGCUGCAAAUGUUUAACAAUUGUAGAAGCCAGCGUAAAUCCAAUCGCAAAGCUGCCGGAUGGCUUCACUCAGCUGCUAAAUCUGACACAGCUAUACUUAAACGAUGCCUUUCUGGAGUAUCUUCCUGCCAACUUUGGAAGACUCACCAAAUUACGCAUCCUGGAACUGAGGGAAAAUCAUCUGAAAACAUUACCAAAGUCAAUACACAGACUGACACAGCUGGAGCGUUUAGACCUGGGUAAUAAUGAAUUCGGCGAACUGCCAGAAGUCCUGGAGCAAAUACAGAAUCUGAGAGAACUGUGGAUGGACAACAACUCUUUACAGACAUUACCAGGGUCUAUAGGAAAACUGAAGCAGCUGACCUAUCUGGAUGUAUCCAAGAAUAGAAUAGAGACCAUCGACAUGGACAUCUCAGGUUGUGACUCCCUGGAAGACCUCCUGUUGUCCUCCAAUAUGUUACAGCAACUGCCAGACUCCAUAGGCUUGUUGAAGAAACUGACAACACUGAAAGUGGAUGACAACCAAUUGACUGUAUUGCCAAACACAAUUGGAAGUGGACAUGUCAAGCUAGGCCUUUCACUGCUGGAGGAGUUUGACUGUAGCUGUAACGAGUUGGAGUCUCUUCCACCGACCAUUGGUUACCUCCAUAGUCUUCGCACAUUAGCAGCAGAUGAAAACUUCUUGUCUGAACUGCCAAGAGAAAUUGGAAGCUGCAAAAAUGUGACUGUCAUGUCACUUCGCUCGAAUAAACUUGAAUUUCUUCCUGAUGAAAUUGGACAGAUGCAGAAGCUGAGGGUUUUGAAUCUGAGUGAUAACAGGUUAAAGAAUUUGCCUUUCACUUUCACUAAACUCAAGGACCUAGCAGCCCUGUGGCUCUCAGACAAUCAGUCCAAGGCUCUUAUCCCUCUUCAAACGGAGGCUCAUCCAGAAACAAAGCAGAGGGUUCUCACAAACUAUAUGUUUCCACAACAGCCUCGCAACGAUGAAGAUUACCAAUCAGACAGCGACAGCUUUAACCCAACAUUGUGGGAGGAACAACGACAACAACGUAUGACGGUAGCAUUUGAUUUUGAAGAUAAAAAGGAGGAAGAAGAGAACACUGGGAAAGUGAAGGUUGAAAUUAACCUCAAGAGAUAUCCAACACCCUAUCCUGAAGACCUCAAAAAUAUGGUUAAGUCAGUACAAAACCUGGUAGGAAAAACCAGCCAUGGAAUAACGGCAGGAGAAAAAUGCAUUGGCAGUACCAAUCUGGAGCACCACAGCAAAGAGAAAUAUGAACAUAAAUGGCCCAUCUCAGCAAAAGAAGUGGCGAUGGAGGUUGCAGAAAGAGAAGUGAAAGAUUUCCAGAAGUCACAGAUAGCAGACCCCAGCACUAUUCAUAAUUCUGCCAUGGAAAUUUCUAAGAGAAAAGAGAAAGAGGAGCUGGCAGAAAGCUCUGAGAUUGUUUUACAUCGAGUUGUUCCAAAGCUGCAACAGCCAGAGAAUAUGACUCUCUCCCUAACAGCUUCCUGUUUCUGCCUCAUAGACUCACUUGGAGGAUCACCAAAUGACGUUCGAAUUUCUGAAAUGCGACCGACCUUAGUCGAACCAGCUUUGUACAAACCCAAGGUUGUGUUGCUAGGAAAAGAUAAAAAAGAAUCAACUGACGACUCAGAUGCAGAUAAAGCACAGGGCCUAAAUAACAGCGGUUCUUCUGCUACCUAUUCUGACUACUCACCUUCACAAGGGUCAUCAGGAUCCUCCAACCCUUCUGCAAAUACUGGCGCUUUGCCGACGGCCACAAAGGAUGGGGUAGCUCCAGCUCUUUGGACCAAUAGGUUGUCUCAGUCUUUUCCUCAGCCAAUUGAAUCAAAGCCAUUGCUGAGCCAGAGAGAGUCAGCCCCUUCUGGGACUCUGCAGCAGAGAAAUGAGAGGUGUCCACUUGGAGAAACAUUUGAGAGCUGGAAUGAAAGUACCCAAUACGACAACACAGGUUUUGUUUCUGAGGAGCCUCCAAUGGAAAAUCCAAGCGCAACUCCUGUUAUUGCCCCCAAACCAAGAAGUUCUUCUGGUCAAGGACGUAGACCCCUAUUGAGGCAAGAUAGGAUAGUUGGGGUUCCACUUGAGCUGGAUCAGCCCUCGCACACAUUCCACAGUGUUCGAAACACACCCGAGACUGAAGUGCCUCCUGCUAACCCCUGGCAGAACUGGACGCGGACACCCAGCCCCUUUGAAGACAGAACAGCAUUUCCAUCAAAACUAGAAAACUCCCCUACCAGCAGCCCUGCUCCAGAAAGGAAGGACUUUGAGCCAGACAUUGCCGAGCUUUCUGGCACGUUCCCCUCCACAGGGGCCUGGGGCUUUCUCGAAUCCAGGGAGGCCGGGGCUAGUCAUUCUCAUUCCAAUGUUUUCACACGUGUCCACUGCAGACAAGACCCUGCUAAAGGCGCUAUAGUCAUCAGUAAAAGCACAGAGAGGUUGUCUCCCAUGAUAAAGGAGGUGAAAGCCAAGUUCAAAAAAUCUCAGAGUAUUGAUGAGAUUGAUAUUGGCUCCUAUAAGGUGUAUAGCAUCCCUCUUGAAAACUACAGCUCUAGUAUAGACAACCAGGGUAGCAUGGACAAAGCAGAGUCCCUUCCACCCCAAGAACAUAGUAUGUCUCGCAGCCUGUCGGCCCCCAUGCUUGAUGAAGAUUUAGAAGGCUUUGCCACAAGCAAAAGCACCCAGCAGCAAAAAACAUCUGUGCCCAAAAAGGUUUACCACUUUGAUCAAAGUUUUAAUCCUCAAGGAGCCAUGGAAGUGAAGACGGAAAGGAGGAUACCUUCUACGUUUGCCACCAAUGCAGACUACGUCAGCCCUCAGAACAAAAAUAUUCCAAAGGAGAUUGUCAGUCCAAGAGGAUACAGGUGUUAUCCUCCAAUGGAGCACAUGUUCUCCUUUUCCCAGCCUUCAGUGAAUGAGGACUCCAUCAGCCAGCCCUUCCCAGCUCCUAGGUCAAGGCCCGGGUUCCUCAGGAGAGCAGAUUCCUUAGUCAGUUCAACUGAAAUGGCACUCUUCAGACGGGUAGCGGAAGCCCAUGAGCUGUCACUAGGUGACCGUUACAAUAGGCCCCACUUGAAGGGGGUUUUGGAGCACCAGAACAGUUUGUCGUCCAUGGCUGAAUCGCAGUUCCACAAAAGGAAUGGUCGUUAUGAUGAUGAGUACUCUUCGUAUCAGGAGAUUAAAAUGUCCAACCCAGUGAGCUUCCCCAUAAAAACUCUGACUCAACGUAGGCCUUUGUCAGCUCGAAGCUACAGCACAGAAAGCUAUGGGGCAUCUCAGGCAAGACCAGUUUCUGCUAGGCCGACCAUGGCUGCACUCCUGGAGAAAGUGCCAUCGGAUUUCAAUCUCAGUACCUGCACCGAAAAAAUGCUAGACAAUGAGUUGAAGACACGACCCGUGCAGCUGAAAGGAGACGAGACUUCCUCAAAGAUGCCAGUUGAUUGGAGACAACAGCUGCUCAGGCAUAUAGAAGCAAAAAGAUUAGAUCGGAUUGGUUUGCAUAAGCACAACACAGUUAAUCUUGACAUGCUGUACUCUGGACAAUAUUCUGCAGUACAUGCAAGCAAAAGAAGCAUGAGCGUAAAUAUUAAUGCUAAAUUAAGGCUUGGAAACCAGCAGACACAAUGGCUGUCCUAUCAAAGAACUCCGUCGCAGCAGAGUAGUGUUUUAGACAGUGGACAAGAAGACAUGUCUCCAACCAGUCAGUGGGCUCCCUAUUCUCUUGGUCGAAGAGAUGUGCCACCAGAGAACAUUAUUAAAAAGCUCCCUGACACUUUGCCUAACGGGUUGAAUUACCCACAGGCUGCUAGCCAUCCUCAUCAAGUCCAGACGAUGAUGGUAUCCUCCACGCUGAAUCCCCAGCAUCGCUCCACGAGAAACCAACAGUAUGAGGGGGCCAUUAAUAAAAUCUCCAUCCAGCAGUAUCAGUCUCCACUGCCUGUCCCGAUCCCCACCACGCAGACUCUAGCCAGUCCAAGAGGAGCCCAGAGUGGACGGUGUCUCAUUCAGACAAAGGGGCAAAAGAGUAUGGAUGGAUUUCAGGAGCAGUUUUGUGUACGCAUUGAAAAAAAUCCUGGCCUUGGCUUUAGCAUCUCUGGAGGAAUUAGCGGACAAGGCAACCCAUUUAAGCCUUCAGAUAUGGGUAUCUUUGUUACUAGGGUACAACCUGAUGGACCUGCUGCCAACGUGCUCCGACCUGGUGACAAGAUUCUUAAGGCCAAUGGACAUAUUUUUUCACACAUGGAACAUGAAAAAGCUGUGUCCCUACUGAAGAGUUUCCAGAACACAGUGGACCUGGUAAUCUUGAGGGAGAAUACAUCUUAAAUAUCUUUUUUUUUUACAACUUCAGUAAUCACUAUUGAAUGACCUUUUGAAAUCUAUAAAAUUCCCAGACUUUUUAUUUAUACAUAGAAACAAAAAAUGUUUGCCAAUUGCUGGACCAAUGGCAAA